This is a messenger RNA of Vairimorpha ceranae, 315 nucleotides long. RefSeq lists its product as hypothetical. The record is from RefSeq and is a predicted model, not a curated record. Lineage: Eukaryota; Fungi; Microsporidia; Nosematidae. Bases 1 to 315 code for a protein of 104 amino acids. The transcript has a single exon.
AUGAAGCAUCUUAAUCCUAUAUCAUAUGCAAACCAGACCUUGAGACCGGCUGCAAAUUUAUUAGUUACUCAUACGGGAGACCAUUUCUAUCAAUACGGACCCGAAAACCUCGGCAAUUUUAAAGAAAACUAUGAUUUAUUAUUGUUUCAUUCAGAAUCAGCAGUACAAAAACUGCGACAUAAUGGUUUAUGGGCCGUUGAUGGUACUUUUAGCAUGAUUUUAUUUUCAUAUUUUCAAUUGUAUACUAUAAACUAUGUCCCAGAUAACCAUGUUUUUCCCGUUGUUUUUUCAAUAUUAAAAAAUAAAAGCCAUUAG